Messenger RNA from Amblyraja radiata (thorny skate), 5944 nucleotides. It is a transcript of the gene rbl2, whose product is annotated as retinoblastoma-like 2 (p130). NCBI's taxonomy places the organism in Eukaryota, Metazoa, Chordata, Chondrichthyes, Rajiformes, Rajidae. The coding region runs from base 358 to 3711 and encodes 1117 amino acids. The record is from RefSeq and is a predicted model, not a curated record. The transcript is spliced from 22 exons. Gene Ontology annotation, molecular function: RNA polymerase II transcription regulatory region sequence-specific DNA binding. Gene Ontology annotation, cellular component: transcription regulator complex; nucleus; chromatin. Gene Ontology annotation, biological process: negative regulation of G1/S transition of mitotic cell cycle; cell differentiation; regulation of transcription by RNA polymerase II.
GGUGUCAAUCAGGCGCUUUAAAUGGCUACAGUGGUGCGGGCCGCGUGAAGCGAUACAUCGCCGGGGAUUCCCCGACCCCCGAUACAUCGCGGGGAUUCCCCGACCCCCGAUACAUCGCCGGGAUUCCCCGACCCCCGAUACAUCGCCGGGAUUCCCCGACCCCCGCUACAUCGCCGGGAUUCCCCGGCUCCCUCCAGCGUCCCAGUCGCCCGCUCCGAUACAUCACCGGCCCCGUUCUCCAGUCUCUUCUUCCAAUCUUGGCCCCCCACCCCCCCUCCAUUCCCGGUCUCCAGAACCAGCCCCCGACUCCAGUCCCAGUCCCGAUCCGCAGCCCUUGUCUCCAGCCCCAGCCCCACCAUGAGCAGCGAGGAGGGAGAAGAAGGGGAGGAGGAGGACGAGAGGGACGGCGAUCGCCGCCGGACCAAGCACAGGUUCGAGGAGCUGUGUCAGAAGCUGAACAUGGACGAGUGCGCCAAGUGCGAGGCUUGGAGCAGCUACCGAAGCAUCAGCAGGAACUACACGCUGGAGGGCGAAGAUCUUCACUGGUUGGCCUGUGCCUUGUACGUAGCAUGCAGAAAGGCCAUUCCAUCAGUGGGAAGAGGAAUUGUAGAAGGAAACUGCGUCUCCUUAAGAAAGAUCCUACACUGUUCUGAAUUCAGUUUGAUAGAGUUCUUCAACAAAAUGCAGAAAUGGGCAGACAUGGCGAACCUAUCGCAAGAGCUCCGGGAACGUACCGAGAAGCUGGAGAGGAAUUUCAUCGUUUCCGCCGUCAUCUUCAAGAAGUGCAAGCCCAUCUUCUGCGACAUUUUCAAGGACCUCCAGGAAGAUCCACCACCGCGCCAGCACAGGGGCCGCAAGCAAAGACGGCAACCAUGCACAGUCUCCGAGGUGUUUAACUUCUGCUGGGUGCUGUUUAUUCAGGCGAAAGGAAACUUUCCAAUGAUCAGUGAUGAUCUUGUUAACUCCUAUCACCUCCUGCUGUGUGUACUCGAUCUGGUCUAUGGGAAUGCUUUGCUUUGCUCGCACCGGAAAGAUUUGUUGAAUCCUGCUUUCAAAGGUUUAUCGGAGGGUUUCCACAGUGAAGAUUACAAGCCACCUUCAGAGCCACCUUGCAUCAUUGAUAAGUUAUGCUCCGCAUACGACGGAUUGGAAUUGGAGGCAAAGGGGAUUAAACAACAUUACUGGAAACCAUACAUCAGAAAACUAUUUGAUAAGAAGAUAUUGAAAGGAAAAGGAGAGGCUCUGACUGGCUUUCUCGACCCUGGGAACUUUGUGGACAGUAGUAAAGCCAUUAACAAGGCUUACGAAGAGUAUGUGCUGACGGCGGGAAGCAUAGAUGAGCGCAGCUUCCUGGAAGAUGAUGCUGGGGAAGAGAUCGGAACCCCAAAUAGGUAUCUGAGCAGCAUGUCCAACGUGCAAACGGCUGAAAGGAUGCUGGUGCAGCACAAUCUGCAGCAGCAUUUUGACCACUCUAGGGCGCUCACAGUUUCAACACCUCUGACUGCUCGCAGGUAUAUAAAGGAGAGUAACUUGUGUAUAACCCCCAUAUCCUCUGCUACUCAGUGUGUGAGUCGUCUACACGCCAUACUAACAGGAUUGAAAAAUGCUCCAAGUGAGAAGUUAUUGCACAUUUUCAGGUCUUGUUCCAGGGAUCCGACACAGUCUAUCCUCAACAGGAUAAAGGAGAUGGGCGAAAUAUUUUGUCACCAUUACACACAGUCCACCAAGGAUCACUCUGGAUAUUCAAUAGACUAUGCCACCAAAUGUCUACGACUUGCAGAGAUUCUAUACUAUAAAGUUCUUGAAGCAGUGGUUGAGCAGGAGAAGAGAAGAUUGGGAGAAAUAGAUCUGACCGGAAUAUUGGAGCAAGAUAUAUUCCAUCGAUCUCUUCUGGCUUGCUGCCUCGAAAUAGUCAUAUUUUCCUACAAACCGCCGGGAGAUUUUUCAUGGAUCAUUGACAUCUACGACCUUCCAUCCUAUCACUUUUAUAAGGUGAUUGAAGUCCUUAUAAGGGCAGAGGAUGGUCUAUUCAGGGAGGUAGUUAAACAUCUGAAUUAUAUUGAAGAAACAAUCCUGGAAAACUUUGCAUGGAAACACGAGUCACCUCUUUGGGAAGGAAUUAAAGAUUCCAAAAACAAGGUUCCAUCGUGUGAAGAGGUGAUGCCACCGCACUAUUUUGACAAUCCGGAGAAUGUUGGGAACAAUGAGAUGUCCACCCCCACUACCCCUGCACGGCCAAAGGAAGGUCCCACAGAGAGUGCCAGGAAAGAUGCCAUUGCAUCACCGACAACGCUACAUGAUCGAUACAGUUCUCCAACCGCGAUCAAUACACGCAGGAGGUUGUUUGUGGACACUGACACCAACACAGAUUCUUCUGGCAACUGUCCUCGAGUCUCCCAGCAUCAAACGGUGAACGCUGUCCCGGUCCAGAACGUGACCUCUGAGACUGUACCCAUUGCACACGUCCCAGGGCAGACCUUAGUCACCAUGGCAACUGCGACCGUUACUGCUACUAAUGGGCAAACUGUUACAAUCCCGGUUCAAGGUAUCGCAAAUGAGAACGGGGGCAUAACUUUCAUCCCGGUUCAGCUCCGAGUCUCUGGACAGGCUCAGACCGUGACGAGUACCAUCCAACCCCUUACAGCCCAGGCGCUUGCCAGCAGCUUAGGUGGUCACCAGCUAGCGGCCACUGCAGUGCAGAUUGCUGGGCCGGUGCCCGUUCAGCAAUCCCCAGGCCAACGACAAAGCCAGCACCAAGGAGGAAUCAACAACCAACCCAAAAAGACAGGCUCCGUUGCACUGUUCUUUCGAAAGGUUUAUCAUUUAGCCAGUGUUCGUCUGCGGGACCUCUGUUCAAAGCUGGAUAUUUCAGAUAACCUGAGGAGGAAAAUCUGGACGUGCUUUGAGUAUUCCUUGGUUAACUGCACUGAUCUUAUGGCCGAUCGGCACUUGGACCAGCUUCUGAUGUGCGCUGUGUACAUGAUGGCCAAGGUAACGAAGGAAGAUAGAUCCUUCCAGAACAUCUUGCGUAACUACAGGACUCAGCCACAGGCUAGCAGCAAUAUUUAUAGGAGUGUUUUGUUAAAAGCUCGGAGGAGACGAACGUCAGGCAGCAGUGACAGUCGGCAAGGUUCCCCAACCGAGGCAACCAGAGAUCGGAACAGUAGAGAUUCCAGUCCAAACAUGAGAUCCAGCAGUACACUCCCAGUACCUCAACCAAGUAGUGCACCACCUACCCCUACCCGACUGGCUGGAGCUAACAGCGACAUGGAAGAGGAGGAGAGGGGCGAUCUCAUUCAAUUCUACAAUAACAUUUACAUCCGAAGGGUGAAAGCAUUUGCACUGAAAUAUUCCACAUCAAGCACGGAAAAUGGGAGUGAAGCUCCACAUUUAUCUCCCUUCCCCUCCUUACGGACGGGAUCACCCCGCAGAGUCCUACUCUCUCAGCAUCAUUCCAUUUAUAUUUCACCACACAAGAACGGAGGUUCCCUUUCACCACGAGAAAAGAUGUUUUAUUGUUUCAGCAGAAGUCCUUCAAAGAGGCUGAGGGAUAUCAACAGUAUGAUUAAGACAGGCGAAACUCCAACCAAGAAACGUGGCUUGGCGUUGGACGACGGCAGUGAAUUGCCAGCUAAGAGGGUUUGUCAGGAGAACCACACUGCACUAUAUAGACGUUUGCAAGACGUAGCCAAUGACCGGGGCUCACACUGAUGCUAUUUGUACCUCUUGACUUUGGUAUAAAUACCUUCUAAUUGCAUCAGUUUCCACGUUCUCCCCUCUAGAGUCUCAAAAACUGGAAAGGUAGACCAGAGAGAGUUACAGCUAUGCUUAAAGCUUUUCCCAGGGUCGAUACAGCAGUGAACAUAGGCUGUAGAAACAUUCAGUGGAGAAGGGAGGGUCUGCUUUCAGAUAGCCAGUUUCAUGCUUUGUAAAGCAGCUUAAUUUAACAGGUCAGAUUGUUGGACAAGGGAAUUUUAGUUUAAGAUUUAUGACGCAACGCAUUUUAAAAUUUAAGCUUUUCUGAAAUAAAUAUUAAAACGGGCUUAUAACAAGUUUUCAUACCAAAAUCAGUUAUUAUUAAUACAUUUGUUGUAUGUAAACUCAGAUUAAAUGUUAUAACAUUAAUACAUUUUAGAAAGAGCAGAUUAUUUUUAAAGCAAAGCUUUAAGAUAUGAUCCUAUUAUUGAUAUGGAACCCUUUGGUGCAACUGCUCAGAUGGGACAACCAGGUGAAUAUUCCCCACGGAUGUGUUUAUACUUCCCAUCAACAUUCCGCAUUUAUGGAUUACAUUCAGUGUAUUUGUGCACAAUGGAUUUUCAUCCCCAAAACUGGCAGAUGUUGAGGCAAGGUCAGGGUCAUACAACCUCUGAAACAGGCCCUUCAGCACAUCUUGUGCAUGCCAACCUAGGUGUCCCAUCUAAAACAGUCCCAUUUGCCCACAGUUGAUCCUAUGAAUAGCAUGCUAAUAAUAAAUACAUAGCUGUCAAAUGUUAAGGCAAAAGCUUCCAUUUAUAAGUAUAAUGGUCAUCUAAAAAGGAAGAUGCUCAAUAAUAUUGUGAAGUUUUCAUCCUGGAUAUGAUGCUAAGACUUUACAUUUUCUAUUGUCUAGUUUGUUAAUCUCCUGCAAAAAAUAAAAUCAUGCAGAUGUGAUAAAUCCAAAAUAACAAAGAAAAUGCAAGUCAGGCAACAAUUGGAAAGAGCAAGUUUAAAAUUAAAGAUCUUUGGAUAUCCAAAUUAAACAAGUCAAGUAGCAAACUAUCAGCACAUGCACCAUUUAAUGCAUCGUGGUCACAUAUUCUUUGCCCUCAGUAGGAGACGCUGGGAACUGCAGGUGCUGGAAGAACUCAGUGGGUCAGGCAGCACCUGAGGAGGCAUUGGACAGAUGUUUCAGAAGAAUGGUCCUGACUGUAACAUUGCCUAUCUAUUCCCUUCACAGAUGCUGCCUGACUUACCAUUAACAGUAGUGUCAGUUUUCUUAUUUCCCCAACACUCAUUAUACAUCUGCGAUUCCCAUUUUGUCCUGUGUACGGACAACGGUUUGUAUUUUACAUUAUUAUUAUUUCAUUGGCAUAAAAAAGGUAGAAGAAUGCCUCCAAAUUUGGAUUUAGCAGCUACGGAUGAGGUAAGCAACUAGUUCUCAUCAGUUUUUUAAUGGUUCAAGUUCUUAAGAACUUAAUUGUUUUUAAACAUUCCUGUCAGCUUGAUCCACCAGUCCCUAGCAAUAGAAUUCUCAACCACAUGCAAAUACUAUGGCAAAUGUGAUAGCGAUCUCUAUAUCAGGCACUUAUUCUUCUCGGCAGUGGAGGUACCCAAUACCAAAACAUUCAUACAAUACAAGUUGAGACUAUAGCAUUCCAAAUCUUAGAAAUUAAGCAAUUUCUAUUGGGCAUCAUAGACUUACCGUGUUGUUCAGGUCAGUUGAACACAUCCGAAUGCACACUGUGGCUCACUCAAAGAAGGAGAGAAAAAUUUGUCUCAUAUGACCUUUAUCCAAUUAUUUAUGAAUGGGGGAGUUUUAUAGAUCAAUGUGAAAAGCAAAUAUUAAAGUUUUGAGUAGAUGGGUGUACAUUUUUAAUACCAAUCUUUGAAUACAAUUUCUAAAUUGUGUAGCAUUUUAAAAAGAUUGCAAGGGGAUAAUUGAUUUUAGAUAUCAAUUAUUUUGUUAAGUGGUUAUUGUACUAUAAUUGGCAGCAGAUGAGUAUAGCCCGGAAAUAAGUUUGGAUAUUAUUGCAAUAUCAUUUUAAACAAGGACCCUUCACGAGUGUGACUAAAAACAAUUUGCUUUAAUACUUGUCAAUCUACGAAAAGUAUUUAAAUGAUAACUGAUUCUUUAAGAAACAUGUUAUUGUGUUGUAUCUCUGUAAGAGUUGUGAAAAUUUGAUUGAAUGUUUGUAUGUGGCUGCAUCCUUUUAUAAAAUGACUUGUAUGUUAGCAAAAUAGAAAA